CAAGUAUUCUUUGACGUUCGAUCUUGACGUCUCAGAGAGUGUGUACACUCGUAACGCUACCUCCUUACAUCUUUAAGGACUCUAGUCUUUACACGUCCAAUCGUCCAAGUACGAUUCUGGAAGCUGAAUCGCCGAAGUCACUACAACCCAGCAGGGCGUCCAAAGAGAACAUUCCCAAACACGCAAAGCCACUCCAAGAUGUCGAGACCACCACCGAGACCGAUACAACGUCUCCUCAUUGCUAACAGAGGCGAGAUUGCAACGCGCGUAAUAUCCUCAGCUCGCGAGCUCGGCAUCGAGACAUAUAGCAUCUACGUCUCUGGCGAUUCUUCGCACGCCGUGCGAGCUACUCACGCAGUCGAGCUGCAGUCAGCCGCAGAUUUCAUGGAUAUCAAUGCUUUAAUCGGGAUUGUCAAGAAACACCAAAUUGAUGCCGUUCACCCGGGUUAUGGAUUCUUAUCUGAGUCCGAUCUUCUCGCAGAGAGGAUGUGGGAAGAGGCUGGUGCCAUGGUGGUAGGUCCUGGGUGGAGCAUUCUAGCGGAAACAGGGGACAAGUUGAAGGCGAGACAGCUUGCUGAACGAUGCAAUGUUCCAGUAUCUCCGGCACUGCAGACCCCCACAGAUAAUGUGGAGGACGUGCGCAAAUUCGCUGCCAAAAUCGGGUAUCCGAUUAUGGUCAAAGCCGUUGACGGCGGCGGCGGUCGUGGUAUCCGGCUAAUUCGGAGUGAAGAGCACCUCGAAUCGUCGGUAAAGAGAGCAGUGGAGGAGAGUCCGUCGAAGCGAUUGUUUGCCGAAAAGGCAGCCGUGGACGGAUUUCGCCAUGUCGAGGUCCAAAUCAUCGGUGACGGGAGUGGCAACGUAACGCAUCUGUGGGAACGAGAAUGCAGUAUUCAGCGACGAUAUCAGAAGGUUAUCGAGAUUGCACCGAGUGUCGUUAAGGAUCGAGUGCUGAUUGCGAGAGUGAUCGUGGAUGCGUUGAAGAUGGCGAGACAUGUUCGAUACUUCUCCCUCGGUACAUUCGAGUUUCUUGUCAACCCAGAAACGAAAGAGCAUUACUUCUUGGAGGUCAAUCCGCGAUUACAAGUCGAACACACGAUCACAGAAUCCAUUUCCGCGACCGACAUCGUCAAAGCCCAACUUCUCCUUGCCCAGGGUGCGUCGCUGGAGACCUGCGGUCUGCCAACAUCAACGCGUGAUCCAGAGGUUCCUCCGCCAGCCCACUCGAUCCAGCUGCGCAUCACCUCCGAAAACGUCGAAAGCGACUGGUCCCUCUCUAUUGGCAAGAUCACAAACUUCCGCUUCCCGACUGGAAACGGCAUCCGGAUUGACACGAGUUUGAUCGGCGGAUACCCAGCUGUUGUUUCGGCGGACUUCGACAGCCUAAUCGCAAAGCUCAUCGUUACUGCUUCGUCGUGGGAAGAUUGUGUGCGGAAAGCCCAGCGCGCACUGGAAGACACAUCCAUCACGGGUGUGAAAACAAACAUCUCGGUGCUUGGCACAAUUGUUGCGCAUUGUGAUUUCCUAGAAGGGAAGUGCGACACGCAGUGGCUGGAAAGGAGCCAAACAGACCUGCUCAAAGCAAGCCAAAAUUUUACUGCAUCCUCAAAUCCGCUGCUACAAGACUCGACAUCCGCAAAUUCAGCACCAGAACUGAGCAAUGCAAACACUCUCUUCCGCAAAGGUGACGCCUGGUCCCUCACCCUCUCGCCCCAAGGCCAACCCGGAGCCCAGCCAACGCAUCACCUCGAACUUACAAAAGUCCUGCGCAACGACUUUCCCACUUCCCUGAACGCAGAUGUAUUGUUCACCUCCCCUACUGGCUUGACCCCGUAUACACUCGCUUUGAACUCGACAUCCACCAGCGCAUCGGCGACUACCUCCCAACACCCACGCGCCAAUCCUUCUGACCCGAGUCACAUCAGCAUACCAUUUCCCGGUAAGCUGGUUGAGGUGCUAGUCGACGAGGGCGAUUUAGUGAAAAAAGGUGAUGUGGUGUGCGUGGUGCAGCAAAUGAAGAUGGAGCUUGAAGUGAGGAGUGGCAGAAGUGGGAGAGUGGGGUGGGUGUUCGAGGUUGAGGAGGGUGGGGAAGUGGAUGUCGGAUGGCUUGCUGCUAUCGUUGAGGGUGAGGGGUCGAAGCUGUAAGGGAAGGGCGGCUGGGUCAUUCAGAUCAAUGAGCCAAUUCGACAUGGUUGAGGAAGAGGCACAUGAGACGACUAAGAGCAACAGGAUCGCGUCAGUAUUUGCUGCACAGUAUG
Messenger RNA from Didymella exigua CBS 183.55, 2255 nucleotides. RefSeq lists its product as uncharacterized. The transcript is spliced from 4 exons. Gene Ontology annotation, molecular function: ATP binding; metal ion binding. The record is from RefSeq and is a predicted model, not a curated record. NCBI's taxonomy places the organism in Eukaryota, Fungi, Ascomycota, Dothideomycetes, Pleosporales, Didymellaceae. The coding region runs from base 199 to 2142 and encodes 647 amino acids.